Molecule: messenger RNA, 1245 nt
Organism: Penicillium daleae
Lineage: Eukaryota; Fungi; Ascomycota; Eurotiomycetes; Eurotiales; Aspergillaceae
Exons: 2
Coding region: 1-1245 (414 amino acids)
Biological process (GO): transmembrane transport
Cellular component (GO): fungal-type vacuole membrane
Molecular function (GO): transmembrane transporter activity
Source: RefSeq, a predicted model, not a curated record
AUGCACCACGAACCCAAAAUCCAUGCAACCACCUACCCUGAAGGUGGCCUCCGCGCCAACCUAGUCGUACUAGGCAGUUUCAGCUCCAUAAUGGGCGGCCUCGGCCUCAUGAACAGCAUCGGCAUCUACCAAGCCUGGAUAUCAACGCACCAACUCUCAACCCACAGCGCCGGCCAAAUCGGCUGGAUCUUCGGACUCUACAACUUCCUCGUCUUCUUCUGCGGCAUCCAAAUAGGCCCCAUCUUCGAUGCAAAGGGUCCCUGUUUCCUAAUGUGGACAGGUUCAACGCUUAUCGUGUUAACGAUCGUGUUGAUGGGCUUCUGCACGCAGUACUGGCAUUUUUUGCUCGUCGUUGGGAUAUUGGGCGGAAUGGGGACAUCGUUUAUUUUCAUUGUACCUGUUGCUAGUAUUGGGCAUUUCUUUUGUCGCAGACGUGGGGCUGCGACGGGGUUGGCUUUGUCCGGGGGAAGUAUUGGAGGUGUGAUAUACCCUCUUGUGCUUGAGAAUUUGGCGCCGAGGGUGGGCUUUGCGUGGUCGACUAGGAUUAUUGCGUUGAUUACGCUGGUGCUGUUGGUUCCGGGGUGUUUGCUUGUUCGAGCGAAUUUCCCACCGAAGGAUCCCUCGCCUCCGUCGCUGAAGGUAUUUCUUCCUGAUUUGACUAUUCUAAGAGACCCCGUUCUUGCGUUGACGACGCUGGGAGUGUUCUUUAUCGAAUGGGGCUUUUUUAUCCCGCUGGAGUAUAUUGCUUCGUAUGCUCUUGUUAGUGGUAUCUCGCGCCAGCUGGCGUACUUGAUGAUUGUCUUUUUGAACGCGGGCUCCUUUCCGGGGAGAUGGUUGCCUGGCAUUCUGGCGGAUCGAAUUGGUCGGUUUAAUACCUUACUUCUGACCAAUAUUCUGUGUUUAGUUGCUGUACUGGCGGUGUGGAUGCCUGCCGGGGGAAACGCAGUCGCUGUCAUUAUAUUCUCGGUGGUAUUUGGCUUCGCGAGCGGAAGUAACAUCAGUCUGGUUCCGGUUUGUGUUGGGGAGCUUUGUCCCGUGGAGAAUUAUGGACGAUAUUAUACUACUGUAUAUACUAUUGUCAGCUUUGGUGCCUUGACCGGUGUACCUAUUGCUGGAGAAAUACUCCAUCGUUGCAAUGGUGAGUAUUGGGGUCUGAUUGUGUUCACAGGAUGUGCAUAUGCUGCCGGAAUUGUUUGCUUUGCGCUAGUGUUGUGGCUACAGAGGCAGAGAGGGAAUAAGCAUUGA